This is a messenger RNA of Paracoccidioides brasiliensis Pb18, 1464 nucleotides long. RefSeq lists its product as uncharacterized. Bases 1 to 1464 code for a protein of 487 amino acids. The record is from RefSeq and is a predicted model, not a curated record. The transcript is spliced from 6 exons.
AUGCCGAAUCUACAUUCUCCUAUGGACGAGCAGUCCACAUUUGGCUCUCCUGCACCAAAGAAUAGUGCUCAACAGCACACACCACUGCAGACUCCACAGCAGCAGCAACAUUCUCAUAAAAAAGAUGAUUGGCCACUUGAUCGCCUUGCUGAACUUUACGUUAUUCGGCUUCAGAACUCCAGGCUGAACUGGGAUGAAUUUCAGGAAAAAUUCUACCCCAACUAUCAUACGCGAGUGAGGUUCAAGUUCUAUGAAGCGAGAAAACUGGCUGAUAAAAAUGAAUUGCCAAAUAUCUCGUCGGUCAAUCUCCCAAGCAAUAUGCAACCCCGGAUCCGCAAGUCCAGGUAUUCGCUUGAAAAGCUCUAUACCGAAAGCGAACUAGAAGACUUCGAUACCGAGAGUGAAGGCGGUGAUCUCCCUUAUCAAACCGAAAACACAUCCGCGGGACCCGAUCUAAACCCACCAAGCACCCUAGCCAGCAAACCGAAACCGAAACCGGUCUCGGCACCAUCAUCAACAUCAGCUCGAAAGAGCCUAGGAACAGCUACUGCAACUUCAAUGAGCAUUGGGCCAGAAAAGCGCCCAACCAAGCGGCCCAGGAUCAGCACAUCAUCGCGGCCCACAACCCCACUCACGGGCUCUGACGCAGCCACCAACCGCUCUCGCAAACCUUCAUCGUCUUCCGGGCCACUGCAUCAGCACCAGCACCAUUGCAUCCCCCUUCCACCAACGGGAACGCCGGGCACCACUCCAGGCGCCACUCCCAUCUCCUCAAAUGACGUCGGGUCCAAGAUCCGUUUUGAUCGGGUUAACUUUGCUGACUGGACCUACAUAUACAACUUAGCGAAGUCCUGUCCUGCCGAGCGCGAGCGCGCCGAUACCCUCGCAAUCCGUGAGCGGGACCAACUCCGCCUCAUUGCUGAGAUGGAGAAUCGCAUGGCAGAGAUGGAGGCUGAGCUUGAGGAGAUGAGGAAAAGGGUGGAAAUGCAGCAGGCGGCUGCUACAGUCUCUGUAGCAUGCGCUCCCGACCUCGUUGAUGGUGAGCCACUGGCGCUACGCGUGGGUGGUCAGGGGUCAUCGUCGUCGUCGCUUGCUCUGUUAGUUCCCUGCCCAGGAUUGAGCGGUUUGUCGUCGAACUCGACAACGGCGGCCGCGGCGAGGCAGGUGUCAUUGGCGCUGAAGUCACGGGCUGGAGAGCUGAGGGUGCUGUUUGAUGAGCUUUGGAAAGCCAGUUUGAAAUUCAUCCCCCCGUUUCAGCUCGAGGAGAUGGGGAUGCAGAGGUUUAGUGAGGGGGUUGUGGGGAAGAUCGGGGAGAUUGAGAAGAUUGCGGAGGAGGUGGGGAAGGUGGGAAAGGGGGCGGAGGUGGAUACCGCGGGCGGUAGCGGAAAUCGGAGUGGGAGUGACAGUAUGAGUGUUGCUGAUAGGGAGAGGAGGUUCGGGUCAGAGUGUAAGGAUGAGAACUAA